Messenger RNA from Thlaspi arvense, 1854 nucleotides. NCBI's taxonomy places the organism in Eukaryota, Viridiplantae, Streptophyta, Magnoliopsida, Brassicales, Brassicaceae. The record is from the annotation of a GenBank genome assembly.
AUGAAAAUGAGGAAAUUUCCCGCCGUCUCCGGCACUCGAAGAAAUCCUCAUUGCUGGUCCAACCUUCCUCUAGAUCUCAUGCAGAUGUACUGUCUCUUGUUCAAUCCCGAAAACAAAGAAAAAAUCUACAAAACUCAACCUCUCGGCGUCGAUUUAAAAGAUCGUACUUGCGUGGCGACUUGUAGAAGCUGGCUUUUGAUGGAACCUCCUUUUAGAGGCAGGGAAAGACGUUUUUAUAUUAUAGAUGUUGUAACCCGCGAGAGGAUAAAUCUACCGGGCGUUGUUAUUGAAUCGGACAGAUUAAUAUAUUUCCUUCCAGUGAGAAGUCUCCGGUCUCCGAUAUUAUGGAUAGACGAGAAAACCAAAGAUUACCUAGUUAUAAGACUGGUCGAUGAUGAAGCUCUGGUUUGUUUCAAGAAAGGAGAUGACUCGUGGAAACAGAUCCCACAGUUGCCAUUCUCAUGUAUCUACACGUGUUUUCACAUGGUAUACAAAGAUCACAAGCUUUAUUGUCUCAACUAUGAUGAUCUCCAUAUCUUCGAUUUCUCUGGAGGUAUUCCGCUGCAAGUCUCGAGAAUUAGCGUGCAUGGUUACGUGAAAAGAGAAAAAUGGUUUGGCAUCAUUUCCUGCAGAAAUUGGGGAAUGAAUGUGGUUCGCAGGAAGAAUAAUGUGGUGGUCACUGUAGGAGGAGAUGUCUUGAUUAUGGCCUCCACAGCGUCAGCCUUAGCCCAAUCUCCUCCUCGGAAAUUUCCAGCCGUCUCCGGCACUCGAAGAAAUCCUCAUUGCUGGUCCAACCUUCCUCUAGAUCUCAUGCAGAUGGUUUUUGAACGGCUUGGCUUUACCGAUUUCGAACGAGCUAAAUCGGUUUGCUCAUCUUGGCAAUCCGGUUCGAGACAAUCUCAGCCAAAGAAUCAGAUCCCUUGGAUGAUUAUAUUCACCUGGCACAAGAACUACUGUCUCUUGUUCAAUCCCGAAGAUAAAGAAGAGCUCUACAAAACUCAACCUCUGGACGACGACGGCUUGGAAGAUCGUACUUGCGUGGCGACUUGUAGAAGCUGGCUUUUGAUGGAACCUCCUAAUGGAGGCAGAGAAAGACGUUUUUAUAUUUUAGAUGUUUUAACCCGAGAGAGGAUAAAUCUACCGGGAAUUGAAAUUGAAUCGGACAGAUUAAUAUAUCUCCUUCCAGUGAGAAGACUCUGGUCUCCAAUAUUAUGGGUAGACGAGAAAACUAAAGAUUACAUAGUUAUAGGUCUGGUUGGUGAUGAAGCUCUGGUCUGUUUGAAGAAAGGAGAUGACUCGUGGAAACAAAUCCCACAGUUGUCAUUCUCAAGUAUCUACAUGUGUUUUCACAUGGUAUACAAAGAUCACAAGCUUUAUUGUCUCAACUAUGAUGAUCUCCAUAUUUUCGAUUUCUCUGGAGAUAUUCCGCUGCAAGUCUCGAAAAUUAGCGUGCAUGGUUACGUGAAAAGAGAAAAAGAUUUAGGCAUCAUGAGACACCGCAUGCCUUGGGGAAUGGAGGACAAAGUGGUUCGCAGGAAGAAUAGUGUGGUGGUCACUGUACGAGGAGAUGUGUUGAUUGUCAGGAGCAAAAGACGUCCGCAAGAAACAUGGCGUUUUAGAAUCUACAAGAUGGAUUCAUCCAACGGGAACAACUGGGAGGAGAUUGUUUCUUUGGGAGAUGAGGCGAUUGUUUUAGAUUUGGGUGUCACAGUGCUAAGGACCUGGAAGGAAUCACUAGUAACUCCAUAUACUUCAGUGACCAACGUGAUGAACUCUUCAUAUUCAAUCUCGAUACAAAGAAGAUUGAACAACCACAACAACUUGUUUCUUCGUCCGAUCUAUUCUCUAAUGCUC